GUUGGAGAACGAGCUGCAGCUGGACUAGCUGCUGCUAAGGACCUGUUUUUGUUUUUGCCUAAACAAGAGGUAGUGAAAAGCUUCAUCGUUUCUCCAUCCACGAAUUGUCGCAAUUGUACUAGAAACGGUAAUGACAAUGUCAGGAGCAGGACCUCCACUUGCCUACUACGGCGAUACUGCGUUGUCAGGCAACGAAUCAAGGAAGAUUCCAGAUUGACUGGAUUUGGAACUGACGGAACGAGUGUGGUCCUUAUUGAUCACCUUGGUCCUGGAUGGGGAGGGGGACGGCCCUCUUCUAUAAUAGUCAAAGACCUUGAUUGACAACCUUAUUUAUAAUAGGACAGAUGAUGAUAAUUCUUUUCGAAGUUCAAGGAGAAAAUAAGCGGCCGAGGCAGUGGCAUGGGG
Molecule: messenger RNA, 405 nt
Organism: Amoebophrya sp. A25
Lineage: Eukaryota; Dinophyceae; Syndiniales; Amoebophryaceae
Source: the annotation of a GenBank genome assembly